This is a messenger RNA of Vanessa atalanta (red admiral), 1008 nucleotides long. Its product is annotated as calmodulin-like protein 4. The record is from RefSeq and is a predicted model, not a curated record. Gene Ontology annotation, cellular component: myosin II complex. Gene Ontology annotation, molecular function: calcium ion binding. Lineage: Eukaryota; Metazoa; Arthropoda; Insecta; Lepidoptera; Nymphalidae. The transcript has 6 exons. The coding region runs from base 117 to 566 and encodes 149 amino acids.
UAUCUGUGUUGUGUCUUUCACAACUGUGAACUGACAUUGUUUUUCGCAAUUACAAUCACAAAACUUUUCCUAACUUUUCUGUGUUUUUCAAUGUUUACAUAUUUCUUUUAAAAACAAUGGCACGUUAUUUCAAAGAACAAGACAUCGAUGAAUUCCGGGAAUGCUUCUAUCUCUUUGCGAGAUCCGGUCAAAUCACUUCUUUGGACGAGCUGACUGUUGUAAUGAGGUCUUUAGGCAUGAGUCCAACUAUACAGGAACUAACUGGUUACUUAAAAGGCAAAGGUGGCAAAAUGUCGUUUGCAGAUUUUCUGGAGGUGAUGCAUAUACAUUCCAGAGCAGAGAACCUACCGCAUGAAGUUGUUAACGCGUUUAAAGCCGGUGACAAUGACAAGAGGGGUGUUAUCCCAUCGAAGCAGCUGCGUAACUUGUUGCAGAACUGGGGCGAAGGCCUAUCGUCGAGAGAGGUGGACAAUAUAUUCCGUGAAGCGAACGUCUCCAACAACGGUAUUGUUCGUUACGAAGACUUCGUGAAGAUAGCCUGCGCACCCGUGCCAGACUAUUACUGAAUUAUAAAUAUUAAUCACAUCAAUUUGAAGCUGUUUAUUUUUAUAUUAAAUGUGAAUUUUUUUAUUGUAAUUAAAAAAAUCUAAAUCGUUGCCACUUGUAAAAAAUAUAUACGAAUGUUGCCAGUAUACGGCUCAUUGGUCUAUUUAUUAAGGUAGAUUACUAUUUUCGUAAUGAAGUAUUAACUUGUAUUUUAUUUGGCGUUCUUUAAGAGAAUUCUUCAUCAAAACUAUUUUUACCGUCCAGUAUUUAUAGAUAAUCUGUAUUUAAUUAUUAUUAUUGCCAGCAGUCACUAUCACGUGGAACCCGAAAAAAGUAUAAUAAAUUAACUAUCGCUGGGUUACCAUAUGAAACUUAUGAAGGCACUUAUUCAGGUCAAGCUCUUUGCAAUUAAACUUUAAAAAUAACCUUUUUUUAUAUAAAUAUGCUGGAGUCACAAUUCGA